CUGCUUUUUAUGCUGCUGGUCGUGCUGUGCGCCAGCAGUUCUGCCUAUGGGAAAGUGAUACAGUCUGGACUCAAGCCAGAGAGCCUCCUCAAGCAAGCUUCUGUUGGAUGCCUGACCCAAAAAGACUCAAAAUUCCCUCAGACUGUAAGAGUCAACAUCAGCAUCAGCAACAUGAACCAGGACACCAAAGCGACUCCUGAUGUCAGCAGCCGCUCUUUGUCUCCGUGGGAUUACAGAAUCGACGAGGACCACAACCGUUUCCCCCGGAUGAUUGCUGACGCCGAGUGCCGCCACUCCAGGUGCGUGAAUUUGAACGGGCAGCUGGACCACAGCCUCAACUCCGUCCCCAUCAAACAGGAGAUCCUCGUCCUCCGGCGGGAGCAGAAGGGCUGCCACCAGUCAUACCGGUUUGAGAAGAAAAUAAUCACCGUGGGCUGCACGUGUGUCACCCCCUUGAUCCGACACCAGGCUUAAAGGGAGACAGUAAUGUAAGAGCA
Apaloderma vittatum (bar-tailed trogon) is the source of this 497-nucleotide messenger RNA. RefSeq names its product interleukin-17F-like. The coding region runs from base 10 to 474 and encodes 154 amino acids. Gene Ontology annotation, cellular component: extracellular region. NCBI's taxonomy places the organism in Eukaryota, Metazoa, Chordata, Aves, Trogoniformes, Trogonidae. Gene Ontology annotation, biological process: inflammatory response. The transcript has 2 exons. The record is from RefSeq and is a predicted model, not a curated record. Gene Ontology annotation, molecular function: cytokine activity.